AUGAACAAAUAUCUUCCUGGUAUUUGCUUCGCGUGUCAGAAAUGUCUGUUUUGCUUUAAUUUUUCACCUUGUAACUGUAAUAAAAACAUAAAACCAACAAGAGUAAGCAAACCAGAACGUGGACAGCAAAUUUAUUUUCGUGUAUAUACUCCAAACGAAAAUUUACCAACAGCAAAUUACUUUCUUUCUUCUGCCGAGACGAAAUUUCAAUAUAAUAAUAAUUUUAAUGAGCCUUUUUCUUUUACUUUUUGUUCUACAUGUAAUAGCAAAUAUCAAAGGUUGAAAACUAAAGACAAAAUUUCUAAAAAAAAAAUGAAAAGUAAAGCUGCAGUUGACGUUGAGUCUCUUGAAUUAUUUGAAGAAUGUGGUAUUGAUGAAAUCAAACUACAUGUAAGCAUUGAAAAAAAGGGUAAGAAAACCUCUACUUCUAAGGCUCUAAUUAUUAAACCAGUUGAAUAUAUCAAUGUUAUGGAAAAGAUCAAUGCUUUUGUACAAAAAGCACUUCAAAAUGAGAAUAUCAAACCAGCAGAUUACAGUAUAUCAUAUAAAGCAAUGAAUUCACAUGGUCUUUCAAGUGAAUUAGAAGAUGAACUUGAUUUUAAAGAGUUUAUUGAAGAUUAUAAGAAAGUUACUACAGCUAAUAAAAAAAUGGGAAUGAUGGUAGUGAUUGAUAAUUCUACAGAUAAUGAAACAAAAUCAAGUGAAAAGCGUUCAAAGAAUUCUGAUGAUGUUGAAAGUGAUGGAUCAGUUUCUGAGGAAGAAAAGGUAAUAACACAUACUAAAAAGAAGAAAAAAUCUCGUGUUAUUAGAGAUGAUGAUUUAUCAAAAGAAGAAAGAACACAAGCAGAAAUAAUUUCUGUAUUAUGCGAAAAAUACAAGUGUAAUUUACAUACAACACCAUGUUAUAUUCAAGAUAAUCGUCAUUUACAGCUUAAUCCAGCAAGAUUACAACUUUGGGCACGAGAAAUUAUGAAUAAAGGUACUACCGAAGACGUUCCACCAACUUAUCCCACAUUUAGUGCAACAUUAGGCGUGUUAGUUAGCAAUAAUAAUACUCAAAUAUCCACUACUGCACCUGCUACUGCAUCCACUACUACAUCUGCUACUGCAGUACCUGCUGCUGCAUCAGCUGUCCCACCUGCUAAUACACCUACACCUAUUAUUAUUCAAAUGCCACCAUUUCAAUAUCCUUAUCCUUCUUUUAAUCAAUUAGAUACAUCUACAAAUCACAAAUUACCUUCAAUUCAUGAAUUUCUUUUUAGUUUAGAUCAAAAAUACAAUUGUAAUGGUGAAUAUUCUCAAUUUGAAAAUGCUUUUCUUGAAGAAGCAAUAACUGUAAAUGUUAUAAAAGACUUAUCUGAUGAACAAAUGAAAACAUUAGGUAUUGUAAAAAUUGGGUGGCAAAAAAAUAUUAGACAAGAAGCACAAAAAUAUUGA
This is a messenger RNA of Rhizophagus irregularis DAOM 181602=DAOM 197198, 1437 nucleotides long. The record is from RefSeq and is a predicted model, not a curated record. NCBI's taxonomy places the organism in Eukaryota, Fungi, Glomeromycota, Glomeromycetes, Glomerales, Glomeraceae.